Exophiala bonariae is the source of this 1983-nucleotide messenger RNA. RefSeq lists its product as uncharacterized. Lineage: Eukaryota; Fungi; Ascomycota; Eurotiomycetes; Chaetothyriales; Herpotrichiellaceae. Bases 1 to 1983 code for a protein of 660 amino acids. The transcript has a single exon. Gene Ontology annotation, molecular function: protein binding. Gene Ontology annotation, cellular component: nucleus; SAGA complex. The record is from RefSeq and is a predicted model, not a curated record.
AUGCCUACGUUUGAUGAGGAUGAGGAUCGUGAUGUACUCGGCUCUCAAGAUGGUAGUUCUGACAACGAUGCCGAUGAGACCAUGAGAGAUAAUGACGAUGGAGAUUUGGAUCAAGACGCGGAUGGUGAUCUAGAUGCAGAUGCUGAUGGGGAUCAAGACGGAGACGGCGAUGUCGAUGGUGACGGUGAUGGAGACCCUGACGGUGAUGGAGAUGGAGACGUUGAAGGAGAAGCCGAUGAAGAAGAUGACGCUGAGAGCCAGUCUGGAGGGAGUCAGCCUUCUGAUAAUGAAGAAUCUGGUGAGCCAACAGCCACUCAAGACGGCACUCAGCAACCAUCUACAGCGCAUGGUGAUGCUUCACGUGGCAUAGCCCCUCCAUCUAACAUCCUCCCCGAAUUCUUGGAGGCGUCGACGUAUGACAUCGUGCCCACCAUUGCUGCUCCUCAGAGUACAUCUAUCAAUGCUGUCUGUGCAACCGCUGACAUGCGAUGGGUCUUCACCGGUGGCUCGGAUGGUUACAUUCGGAAAUUCAAUUGGGUCGACUCCGUCAAUAACAAGCUCGCCCUUACAGUCGCCCAACGCCAUCCUUUCGUGGAUAGUGUGGUCAAGGCUGGUGUCCUCAUGACUUAUUGGGAGAACAUGGACGCAAGAGCAGUCGCAAACCAGGCUUUAUCUCCAGUUUACUCACUUGCGUGUCAAAGCCAAGCUCUCUGGCUACUGUCCGGGACUUCGUCUGGAGCCAUAAGACUCCAGUCCAUCAGGCAUGAUGAAGGCCGAGAAAUCGCCCUGCUACAGAAGCACACCUCUGCAGUUUCGGUACUUUCGCUAUCUUCAGAUGAAAGAAGUCUUCUUUCGGGUAGCUGGGAUAAGACUGUUCUGGAUUGGGAUUUGGAAACUGGUCAAGUUAGAACUGCAUUUGCCGCAAGUGCUAGUCAAAUUUCGGCCAUUGAAAGUCGACCCUUGUCGUCUGUACCUGUGCCAGCCGAAUUAGGUGAAGUGGUCGUUACCAACGGCACCUUCUCUUCAAAUGAUGUGAAACCUGCUGUGAAUGGAAUCAAAGCAGAAUCUUCUAGCCGAGCGCCUUCGCAGGGAGUAGUCGCCACGCCUGAUUCACUAUUCGGGGAUGGAGGGGAUGAUGACUUAUUUGGGGACGGCGCUGUCAACAUGACCAAUGGCGAUGAUCUCGGGGAUGUCUUUGGGGGAGAGGAAGAUGAAAUGAGCCGGGCUAUGGCCGCCGCACCACACCCAGAAGAAUUGGUCGACCAAGUCAUGGAAGAUGCAACAGAGAAAGCGGCAGCUACAGAAGAGGAGAGCCAAGAACCGAAGGACACUCAAGGCUCCAACGAAGAGGCAAUCGCUGUCUCACAAGCCACUGAACAACCAAUGACCAAUGGACUCGGACAUGCUGAAGAUCUGGAAAAGGAGACUAUCAAUGGCGAGAACAACCGAGAAGAGGAUGCACCUCCCACAUCGGACUCGACGUUCCUUGCCACAUCGAUUGACGGAGCCAUUCGUGUAUGGGAUCGGAGGCAACCCAACCCUGUGGCACGAAUUCUACCUCGGGCUACACCGCCAUGGUGUUUGAGUGCGUGCUGGUCUCCUGAUGGAAAUUUUAUCUACGCGGGACGAAGAAACAACACGGUGGAGGAAUACGACCUACGGAAAGGAUUGAAAGCGCCAGAACGAGUAUUCCGAUUCCCUAAUGGAAGUGGUGCAGUUACAUCUGUGAAAGCUAUGCCCAAUGGGCGUCAUCUUAUUUGUGCAUCUUAUGAUAUUCUACGACUCUACGACCUCAAAGAAUCCCAAACGACAAGGUCGACCGUGCCGUUCUUAAUUGUUCCUGGACAUCGCACAGGGGUGGUCUCACACCUCUAUCUCGAUCCGGCCUGUCGGUUUAUGCUAUCUACAGGCGGUAAUCGAGGAUGGGAAGGAGCCUCUACAGAAGUCCUCCUUGGGUAUGAGAUCGGGGUACCCAGUCAAUGA